GGUCUCCAAUAGGACAAAGCCAAGUGGACCAACUGCCCAUUGAAAGGAGAAAGAAAGGGGAGAAGAGUGUGUUCUUUUGUUAAUAAACCAUAACAAACAGGUUCACUUGCAUUAGUCAUGCUGUUGCAUCUGGUUCUGGCACUGCAUUUGAUCAGCUACAUUCCUGGGAGAAGCUGGUGUUACUCGCAAGAGUCUCCUGAUGACUUGUUGUACCUCACUAUUCAGAGAUUGGCAGAAAAUUUUGAAGACGACCUUAAGGCCACAAAUCUUGUACUGCAAGAAAUAAACAGUUUGGUGGAAGAGUAUAUGGGGAAUUCAAACGUAUUGGCAACCAAUUAUGUCAAGAAGUUAUGGGAAGAGUUUGAGGAGGUUCUCGAGGAUCUCAAUGAAUGGGUCGACAUGUACCUUCAUCUGCUCCAAGUGUUUCACACCAGAUAUCUGAAUUAUGUGGACUACAAGUUGGGAAGAGAGAUUCUAUUCUGUAAUAAAUGCUGGCAUUUAGGUAUCCGUAAGGCCAAAAUGUGUCUGGAACACCCAAAUGUCACCAUGAGCAAGAGGGUGAUUGAACCCUCACUGCUGUUGUACAGUAAUGUGAAAAGUUUACUGCAAGUAUUUAUUGAAACACAUCUCCAGUACUUAGAAGACCAUGUCAAAACUCUAGAGCAGUUGUUGGACAAUUACACAGCAGCCACCAGUAAGUGGCUGGAGAAGCAUACCACAUAUAAAGAAGCGACUUCUCAAGACUUUGCAAGGAAGCUACUAAGUCUGAGUCCACGGGCAGAGAUGUUAGGCACAGCUCAAGUAAAAGCACUGCAAAGGAAAUGCUUUGCUAUCAUAAAAUGGUUGGAAAACCAUAUAGUUGCCUUAGAAGAGUGGCUAUGGUCACAAUAAAUUAGCAACAGAUGAAGACACAUCUUAUAAAGGCAUUUUCAAGGAAUUUGCAAUGAUUUUUGCAUCGUAUCCAUUCCAAUAGUAAAAUAUAAAAUUUAAGCCAUGAAUUUCAUCAGUCUAAGCAUGAGGAGACUACAAUAACCUGUUUGAUCUUGAUCUAUUUGAGAUAUUAACACUGAUUUUAACCGUUCAGCCAAGAUAGAUGCAAAGAUCUUAUAGUCUAUGUUAAGUAGGGAAAUUGGUCUGUAAUUCUCCACACUAGUGUUAUCCUUUUCCUCUUUGGGGAUUAAUGUUAUAUCAUUCGUACUCCAAGAAUCUGGGAUGCCUUCCUCGUCAAUCUUAUUCAUGGUAUUCUUUAAAGGAAUUAUCUGUACGUCUUCUAGUUUUUUAUAGUAUAGCUCUGUGAAACCAUCCGGUCCUGGUGAUUUGUUCAGUUUUAAAUUUCUGAUAGCUUUCCUUAUCUCUUCCUCUGUGAACUCUGAGUUCAACCUGUUUUGUAAUUGUUCCGGUAUUUCUUCCCAUGUUUGCUUGUCAAUAUUUUCUCGUAUAAGGUUUUCCCUUCCUUCUGAGCAAAUGUCUCAUAAGGAAAUUUAUAACGUAAAAAAACUAUGCUUGCAAAACUUUGUAUAAUUGGUAACUGCAUUUUGAAAAGCAAACUGUAGAAAUAGAAAAGGGGCAGAAGAGGGCAAACCAAUUAAUAGAAAUUUAUUUCUUACAGUAUAUAAUCAUAUAGUAAUCGCCAGAUAGCACUUUGUAUCUUCAUUAUACAAUUAUUACAUAGAGGUUGUUGUAUUUUGCAGGUUUAAAAAACAAAUAA
Molecule: messenger RNA, 1708 nt
Organism: Sceloporus undulatus (fence lizard)
Lineage: Eukaryota; Metazoa; Chordata; Lepidosauria; Squamata; Phrynosomatidae
Exons: 4
Coding region: 118-891 (257 amino acids)
Source: RefSeq, a predicted model, not a curated record